Messenger RNA from Exserohilum turcica Et28A, 1164 nucleotides. RefSeq lists its product as uncharacterized. Bases 1 to 1164 code for a protein of 387 amino acids. The record is from RefSeq and is a predicted model, not a curated record. Lineage: Eukaryota; Fungi; Ascomycota; Dothideomycetes; Pleosporales; Pleosporaceae. The transcript has 5 exons.
AUGAACGCAGACAACACGCAAGAAUGGCCCAAUCAGCGAUUGAAGGUCAUGAUUCCCAUGUGGACGCUUCUGGCCCUCAGUACCAUCUUCCUCGCCUGGAGAAUUGCCUAUGGGUUUGCCCAACGACGCAGAUUCAUGCUCAGUGAUUAUCUGCUGAUCAUCGCCGCUAUCUUGAACAUCGCAGCAAUCACUGUCGCGCAGAUAGUCGUGGACAAUGGCCUUGGUCGACAUAUCCAAGACCCUACCGUCCUUCCCAACAUUAUGACUUACGUCUAUUACCUAUGGAUUACCCAGGUGCUCAACAUUAUCGCCAUGGCCUUUCUAAAAUGGGCCAUCUGCGCCUGGCUCCUCGUACUCAACUUUUCUAGAGUCUAUCAAGCCGUCAUUUGGCUGUCCAUCCUCAUGGUGACAGCGCUCAACUUCCUGGCCCCCGUCCUGACACUCUUUGGCUGUACCCCGUUCGAGCGAAACUGGAAUAUUCUGUAUAAAGGGAAAAGUCACUGUUGGGCCAAGAGCUCUAUUCAACUGUCCUACACUCAGGGCAUCAGCAACAUCCUUACCGAUGUUGUAUACAUGGCAGCACCACUCAUCUACCUCUCGCGCAUCCAAAUCUCACGGCGAACUCAAUGGGGAAUCCGAGCCGUUUUCCUCCUCAGUAUCCCUGCAACAAUCUGCUCUAUUUUCAAAACCGUUGAGCUAAAGACUUUGACCUCCACAAAAGACCCCACUUGGGAUGGCCUCCUCCCGUCCACCCUCACUGGCUCAGGAAAAACGCCGCAAUACGACUACAGCACUGGCGGCGCUGCUGCUGGGAAUAGCAUCCAAAUGAACAAUUUUCAAGGCAGCAAAGCGUACCACUCACGCAUUCGGGGCGAAAGCGUGCUGGACGAGGAUGACGAGAGCGACCGAGCGAUUCUAGACGACCAAGACGUUAAGAUGCACGGUAUCAUGAAGAGCACGGAUGUCGAGGUCAGAAUUAGUGAAGCAGGGCCUCCUCGCGGUUCUGCCAUAGCGCACUAUGGCGAGGGCAGCAGUAGCAAUCGCAGUCGGUCUGAUAGCGGAGGAGUGGGGCACAGCCCAAAGGGGUUCAAAGAGCCUCAGAUUGAUUGGUCGAGUCCACACAUUGAAAGCCGGCGUGGAAAUGGGAUACAGCAUGCUCGGUAA